Messenger RNA from Cokeromyces recurvatus, 2030 nucleotides. RefSeq lists its product as uncharacterized. The transcript is spliced from 7 exons. Bases 76 to 1677 code for a protein of 533 amino acids. NCBI's taxonomy places the organism in Eukaryota, Fungi, Mucoromycota, Mucoromycetes, Mucorales, Mucoraceae. The record is from RefSeq and is a predicted model, not a curated record.
UUUUUUUUUUUUUCUGGAUUUUUAAUCUAAUUAACAAUUUACGCGUUAGAUUAAGGAAACAUUUGUUCCUAUACAAUGUCAUCAAGGGAAACGACGCCAACUAUUACUGGUAGAUUUACAUCUCCAACUACUUCCAAUGCGAAUAUAAUUAAAAAAUACCCCGGAACUCCAAAGAGUCCCUUAUUAAAUAAUUCAAGCACUAAUAUGGGAGCUCGUCAAAGACUACUCUCAAGUAAGAUCUCAGCACCCCGUCCAAUUAAUUUACCAAGUUUAAGAAGAGAGCAUGCAGCAGGUACUGACAUCUCUAACACUGCUUCAUCUGCUCCUUCACAUGGUUGGGGUUCAACAUCUAAUUCUCCUUCAAUCACACCUGAAUCUAAGCAAGCUAUUUCUCCUGAACAACAUCCUUCUUCAAUCCAUGUAGAUUCUUCUAAACCAGAAAUAAGCGUAAAAAAAUCGACAGAUCAUACAUCAUCACCUGUGUUAAUUCCUCAACCUUCUUCUUCCACUAGUCGUGUUUGGGCAGUUCCUACAACACAAACUACAACACAAACAUCUUCAAAUGAAUUUCCAACCGCUGCUGAGGCUGCUUCUGGAAAAAAUAAACUAUCAUUAAAUGACGAUAAAGAAUAUUUAAAGUAUGUUGCUUCUGAUCCAAACCAUACUUCUUGGGAUGAGAUGGUUCAGGUAGAAACGGAUCCUGAUCCAGUGACAACAUCAACUGAACGACCUGUUUCACCUUCAGAAAGAUUUACAGAGGAUUACGAUAGAAGUUAUCCACCACAAAAGCAUUAUCAUAAUGAAAAUUACAAACCAACUUAUCGUCGUUCAGAGGAUCAUGGAUAUAUAAACAAUCGAUAUACUCAUAAUGAUGGUAAUUUUGAUUAUAAACGUCAUAGUUCUACAGAUGGUCAACGACAGCCGUAUCCUAGUUGGCCAAGAAGAAAUAGUACAGAUAGAAGAACAAGUUAUGAUAAGCGAUCAGAACUUUAUCCGACUACUUUACUUCAACGACCUAGACGUUUAUCAGAUCAAACUUUCAUAUCAGACCGUGAUGAACAGAAUGCGCUUCAGAUUAUUCCACAACCAUCUAUUUCGUCUACUACUACAAACUCCGAAGAAAUCACGGUAGCGCAAAAGACAGUCAUGUUGACGGCUGCUGAACGAGCUAAAAAACGUAGAGAUGAGCAGGAGGCUGAAUAUAAAGCUGCGGCUGAACGUGCACGACAAAAGGCGGCAGCAUUAGCUGAACAACAAGCAAAAGAAAAAUCACAAAAGGAAAAAGACGCACCGAACGAGGAGAAAUUGAGACAAGAAGUAUCGAAAGAGGAAUCACCAAAAGAAGAUAUACCAAAAGAAGAUAAUAAACCAUCUAAUAAUGUAUUAUCCCCCCAACUCCCUGAUGUUAGUAAACCUUGGAAUUUAGUUGCUGCUAAAAAGGGACCAGUGCCUGAAAAGAAAAUGAGCACUUCACCUAUUAUUUCUCAAGAUAGCAAUAAAAAGAAUUUAGAUAAUCAAGAAAAGGAUACCAAAAAAAAUAAUACUGAAGAUGCAAAUGACGAGAAAGACACGACCACCAAUUUAUAUGAUAAAAAUAUGACAGAGGAUGAAAAGAAUUGGGAAGAUGACUGCCGAAAAGAAUGCGGUUGCUGCAUCUGCCUUCCGAAAGCAAAUUGAGCAGGAAGAAGAGCAAACAAAGAAGGAAGAAGCAGCAGUGGAAGUAUUGGACUUUACCCAAAAUGAAGAGUGGGGGGUCAUUCCUGAUCAUAUCUUGCAUGGUCGAGCUCCUGAUCGCAAUGGAUGGAUACGUAACAAUAACGAACAAAGAGGCCGUGGUCGUGGUAGAGUUAGAGAUACUACCUCUACAGGCCGUGGUGGUCGUGGAAGGGGUCGUCAAUCAUCUUUUUCUGUAGGAAGAAGCAAUGCAGAUCAUUGGCGUCAAACGGAGUCAACAGGCGAAAGCAAUCAACUAGCUAGCAAACCUAUAGUUGUGCUGGAAAUUUUAAAGCACGAACAACAACAACCAGCAG